This is a messenger RNA of Anopheles coluzzii, 1072 nucleotides long. RefSeq lists its product as uncharacterized. The record is from RefSeq and is a predicted model, not a curated record. The transcript has 4 exons. NCBI's taxonomy places the organism in Eukaryota, Metazoa, Arthropoda, Insecta, Diptera, Culicidae. The coding region runs from base 52 to 1068 and encodes 338 amino acids.
UCAGUCGAAGUUUGCAGCUCGAGCCGUUCGUACUCAGCUCAAAGCUUGAAAAUGAUCCUGCUAUCCUUAGCUCUCCCAACCGUGCUGAUCUGCUUCCAACUCUUCCACCCAUGUAAAGCUGCCGUAACGCAAUGUUUGGUGUGUGAUUCUAGUGCACCGGGCUGUGCCGACGGUUCGAUGCAGUACGCCCGUAACUGCACCAUGGGAAGUGAGGCUUGCUUUACAAGCGUGACCAACGGAGUGUUAUUACGCGGAUGCUUAUCACAAUUGAGGGAAGAACACUUAAAGUGUAGCGAAAAGGAAGGUGGUACGUGCGUUAGCUGCGUAGGGAAUCGGUGUAACACUGUAUCCUGGGCACGGUGUGCACACUGUGACGAUGCUGGAACGGAAAGUUGUACCGUUAGGCAGCUCGUUAGCUUCUGUCCACGGUUUCGUGCCACGGAUAGGUGUUAUGAGAUAGUGGAAAAUGUGCAAGUACCUGUUUCAAGGGCGAUUUCUAAAGGUUGUGAGUCUACGUUGUUAUAUGACGGUAUUUUCUGUAAUGAAACAAAUAACUGUAGAAUCGCAGACAAACACAGUAUUAGUUGUGCAGGUCCAUCUACUGAAGCUACUACAAUUCAGUGUUUAAUCUGCUCGUCAGAUGACGAUUCUAAUCAAGAAUGUACAAAAGGUACAUUACCCGCUCAGGACUGUCCUCAGGAAGGAGAUGUAUGUUUUUCAAGACUCAAUGGAAAUAAAUUAGAGAGAAACUGCCUCUCUACACUCCCUGCGGAAGAACAAGCCAUCUGCACUGCAACUGAAGAUCAUUCGUGCAUUACGUGCAGUGAACAUGGUUGUAAUACAGAUCACUUACAACAAUGCUUCCAGUGCAAGAAGUCAAUCAAUGUAGAGUGCAUUGAUAUAGUCAUCAGUGGUACGCUGGAGUCUUCCUUUUGUCCUCAGUUUCUACCCAAUGCUCGUUGUUUUGGGCGCAUUGUUGAGGAUGAGUUUGAGCGUGGAUGUAGCGCAGAGUCUGAUGAUGUUUGUGCGGGAAACAAUCGCUGCCUUGCCUGUGCUGAGGAUGGAUGAAAUG